Molecule: messenger RNA, 7090 nt
Organism: Cladocopium goreaui
Lineage: Eukaryota; Dinophyceae; Suessiales; Symbiodiniaceae
Source: the annotation of a GenBank genome assembly
AUGGCGCAAGUUCUUGCGAUACCAGGGACGAGCCGCUGCUGGCACUAUCACACAGCCUUCCAGCGACCACAGGGCUCUCGACCUCGUACUAUUUCUUUGAGUGAGGUGGCAGGGCUUUUUGCUGUGCCUUUCGGUUGUCAGAGGCUACUUUCUCGCAGGACAAGCAUGCGAAGAACAUCUGUAGGUGCCUGGAAGCAAAAGCAUCUAGCCGUGAGACUAUCAGAGCUCCCGCGGCAUCCAGCAAGAAAUCCCAAGCUGGAGCAGUAUGCCACCGAUGGUGACACUGCAGCAUGCUGGCUCAUGGGCAUAGACAAGCAGGAUCCUUUCGCAGAUCUUGACGAGGCAGUGGUGGAUUUGGGAGCUGGCAAUGGCAUUUUGGGUAUUGGUGCUUUGCUUCUGGGUGCGCCAAGAGCCAUUUUCGUGGAAGUGGACGAGGCGGUGUGCGAAGUGUUGGAAGAGGCCUUGGAGAACGAGGACCUUCGAGGCCGAGCGCAGAUUCUACGGAGGGAUGUGGCAGAGGCCCAGAUUGAUGCAGCACCAGAGCUUGUCUUGAUGAAUCCGCCCUGGGGGCAGCAACGACGUUCAGCAGAUCGUCCCUUUCUGGAGGCAUCCAUUGCCAUGUCACCACGAGCGGUGCACCUCAUGCACAGCUCUGGUGCAGUGCAUGUGGAGCCCUGGGCAAACGACAUGGGUUGGCACGCUGUUCGUUGGUUGGAGAUGGACUUUCCAUUGCCGCGCACCUAUGCGCAUCAGAGCAAGCGCCGAGGCACCUGUUUCACCUGUUUAGAGAAGUUACACAACAGCAGCAAUGUGGAGGAUAUCGAAAGUGACUUGGCCAGCUUGGACUUUGGCGCAAAUCCAACUGGUUUGCCUCGGCGGCGAGCGCCAGAGCAUGUGGACCUUGAGAUUCUUCGAGGUAGUGACAAUGUAAGGAGGGCAUUGUCUGAGAGCCCAGCCCCAUUAAGCACCCGUGAGAGCGCUAUGGAAUCUGUCCGCAGGCGCUCCAAGACACCGCUGUCGGGGUAUGGCGAACGAAGUCCUCCAUGCAGCGCACGAGGAAACGAAUCUGACGUCAUUGAAGCAGGUGACUUGCCCAGGCGUCGGCUCUCAGAGCUUGCAAUUGCGAUGCAGAGUGGCCAGGGGGUUCGAGAUGCGUUGUCGCCCCCCGUGCGACGCUUGCGUAGAGGCUCUCCACCGCGCCGCAGCCGCACCGCUGAAGCGACAGUGGGCAUGGCCCCAUCUGUGCUCUGCGGAUAUGGGGAGCGAUCAGUUCCUCCAAAGCGUCAGCUUACGGUCAGGGAUGAAGGUGUUGAGAUUCGUGACAGGGGAACGGCCUCUUCUGGUAUCCCAUGGCGAUAUGAUGACAAAGGCAUCACCGGCGGCACCUUCGAGACUGAAGUACCCCUGCGGAAAGUGACGCCCUACUCGCAACGUUUGUGGAGUGGUGAUGGCGUUAAGGAACUAAUGACACCGGAGCGUCCACGUCGCACUGACCCUGUAGAGAACACACGAGACAAAACUGGAGAUGGUGAAUCUCAAGCUGUGGUGGAUGUGGCAAAAUCAUCCGUACGAAGGACAGCGCAAUCUGCUGGCCACCCCAGCCGUACCGUAACCAUGGCGAUAUCCAAAGCCGCACGUGCCAGCGACCAGCAACUCGAGUCUGAAAGGUCUCGCUGCUUGGCGAAGUUUGACAGGUUGUGCACGCCAUCACGGAGCCAUCCAUCGCAGGUGCGUCCUGCGGAGGAGGUUUGGGGCCGCGAUACCAGGGAGAUCCAUGACACCUUCAGACCGAAGAGAAGGGUCGCUGCACAGCCAGUGACUCAGCCCUUCGCGACCGACGAGACGCCAGCACCAGCGAGUCCUGCACCUCGCUGCCGCAUUGCUCCGCAGAUGAUGCCAUCGUCGUUAUUCCUCGGAGAGGGUCCAGAUCCCUUGCGUGGUUCAGACCGCCACGCUGAAGCACGCCGGACAUGGCAACUGGAGAUGGAGAUGGCGAAGAUUGCCUUCGCUGCUGGCCGUGUGGCAGUCGCAACGUGUUCGCCUUCGGAUUCCAUCCGCUCCAGCCGACCAACAUCGCGACCACAGUCACGUCCAAGGCCGAAGGAGUCACAGCCAAAGCCAACGCCGCAAGAGCCACAGCCGCAAGUGAUACCCCCAACUACCUCCAGCCCUGCCAUUAUCGUGAAGCACGUGGACGAAACACAGCCAGCAAAAGAAUGUUCUAUCUUGGAGGAGAAGGCCUCUCCACAAGCAGUGGGCAACGUGGUUGAGAUGAUCGACAAGAUCAUUGGCAAAGAACUGGACAUCCCCAAAUCUCAACCAGAAUCAGAAGGAUUCAUCACUCCGCCCACAGCGAGGGAGACGAAGGCAUCCGUGGAGCCUGAACCGGAGUCUGCAACUUCUCCAAGUUCCCCAUAUCCGCGAUUACUAAGCUGUGCACUCGAGCGUGUCCCUUCAGUCGCCAAGAGAGAGAAGGUACUCGGUGAGGUUCCGGAGGGUUCCGGUGAAGAUACCUGCUGUAAGUUUCCGGUGCAGCUACCUGAUGAGGUUCGGGAGGUUUUGGCGGAGAAGAUGUUUGGUGAGGUUCCGGAGGAUUCCGGCGUGGCAUUUGGCGGCAUCGACUGCCACUUUGCGUGGCAGGAGGCUGCCGGACAUGAGAAGUUCUAUGACUUUUUGGGACUUACCAUGGAGACGCAUUCUGUGGGCCGCCCAGAGGCGACUGUAUUUUUUGAAGACUCGCGGGCAAGCCCGACACAUGUGCCGCGGAACCAUUCAGAGCACUUCGGAGAAGCACAACCAGGUGAUGUGUACAUGAGGAGACUAAGUAGUGGUUUGGCGGCCGUUACCAGCCUUUCGUUCACAGACACAGAUACUAGGGUUUUCUUCGUUGGUGGCACUGUCUCGUGGGUUGCGCCUGCAGAUCUUACUGGCAUCGUUCAAUACCACGUUCGGUUGAACUGGGAUCUUUCUGACACAUCGGUAAAGACUCAACUGUUCGACACAGCCAAUCCAGCGCCGUGUAUGUGCGUCUUGGACCCAACAACCAAUUGGCUGUUUGGACCUAGUGAAACAAGGAGUGAUGAUUCCCUUGACCUUGCUACCUACCCAGCAGACCAAUAUCCUGCGCAGUGGCUUUUUGUUUUAUCUGCUGGGGCUUCUCCAGCUGGCCAGCUGGCAGCUGGAGAUCCGAUACAGACAGUUUCAGAAGCUACCCACAUGAGACUGAUUGAUGUUCAAAGCACAAACCUUCCAACUAGCCUCCAGCUCGAGACAUUGAACUUCAUGGAUCAGACAAACCCUGCCAACUCUGGCACACAUGUGGAAGGCAUCUUGGAUUGGACUACUACUGGACCUGAUUAUCCCCAAGUCUCUGAGGAACCGUGGAUUUUUUGGGCAUUCCAGAAUAUUCCAGAGCAUGGCUUCUCCAACAAGAGUGCAUUACGGAAGGACUGGGGCCUCGCAGACUCCUUCGAAGUCUUUUUGGCCGAGGCCGGCAGCCUCAGCGGGACGCUCACGAGGUCUUUGGGCACAGUUGCGAUUGGCACAGCAUCUGGAGUGACAACACGGCAGUUGACUAUUCCAGAGACAUUGCUCAGCGGCGCCGAUGCUUUCGUGGUGAAGGCAAUAAAUUCUGUUGGUCAGGCCCCUCUAAGCGCAUCUCAGAGCGAAGUCUUUUUGUUGCCAACCACUACAUCCACCUCAGUCACCACCACUACCACCAUCCUAUAUUCGUUAGCGGGUUUGCAAGUCACCUUUUCCGACACCGACACGAACCCAGAAGUCCUUUCAGGUGUGAUCAGCUGGCAGGAACCUCUGAGCACCGCCGAGAUCACGUCGUAUGCAGUCUAUAUGUCCUAUGAAAGUGCUGGAAGUCAAAAGCUGCUGAUAUCUAAUGCUGUGUCUCCACCAGCCACCAGCCUCACGAUAUCUGGCUUGAUGAGACAGACGGGCGACCCUACUUUCCCGGCCAAUUGGCUUAUAGUUUAUCCGAUGGUACAGGGGGCUCUAGCACCUGUUAGCAUGGCCGCAUACGUGGAACUGUACGAUGACAGGGGCUCUGCACCCCCAGCACCUGCUUUCAGUUCGGUAGACUUUACUGAUGAGGAUGCAGCAGGAGGAUAUGCAAGUGGGACAGUGAGGUGGGUACUCGACGGCAAUGUGGAUCUUGCCUACAUAACUGAGUAUGUGGUGUUUAUUGCAGCUGAUCAGGCUGGCACCUCUGCAGUGCAGUUUGGAGAUCCUGUCCCCGUGGGCACCAACGAAGUCACGGUCAUAGACACAGGUAGCGGAAAUGGUGUCUAUAUCGAUGCCAACUACCAUGUCAUCAUUUUUGCUCGCAACCCUUAUGGCAGCGAAGCAGGAUACAUUGGCACGCCUGGCGUCACAUCGUUUGUAUUCAACGAUGUUGGCUCUUCUACCAGUACCAGUGCGACACGCUCCAGCUCCAGUACCACGACCAUGAGCACAGCAUCAAGCACAACUACGAGGACGACAUCAAGCGCAAGGACGAGCACAACAACGAGCAGGACCAUGAGCACAGCAUCAAGCACAACCACGAGGACCACAUCAAGCGCAACGACGAGCACAACAACAAGCAGGACCACGAGCACGAUGUCAAGCCUGACUACGAGCAGGACUUUGACAGCAACAUCGAGCACACUGACUUCAACGUCCUCUGUGGGAAUUACGGAGACUGCCACAAGCGCGACUGCGACUCUGACAGAGUCGCUGACCACUACUGUGACCACACGUACUUCAAGGACUUUGACAGCAACAUCGAGCACACUGACUUCAACGUCCUCUGUGGGAAUUACGGAGACUGCCACAAGCGCGACUGCGACUCUGACAGAGUCGCUGACCACUACUGUGACCACACGUACUUCAAGGACAGUGACGGCAACUUCAAGCACGAUGACGCUGACGUCCAUCACGUCUACUACAGGCACCAGCACUUCAAUGACUUACAGCAGCAGCACAGCAACGGCCAGCACUUCCACUACUGCAACCACCAGCAGCAGCACGACCAGCACCACUUUGUUACCAAGCCUUGUGCUGCCAAGCAACAUGGAUAGAGACAACCCACACACUUCUGUGGUAGCCGCCUCGCUUCAAGCGGCGUUGGCGGCCGUGAGUUCUGACGAGGAUAUUUUCAGCCUAGAGACAGAGGCUGGGAACGUGUAUCGUUUCAACCGUCAAGGUGAAGGGCAAGCUAGAUUUGGUCCAAUCAUAGUUUCAGUGCCUCUUUCAGCGGUCAGCCAAGCUGAAGAGAAUGGUAACGUCAUGCUGAGCAUUGUCCAAGUCAAAGAGGACGUGACGAACAUGUUGAGCGACAGCGGACCAAGCAUGACCAAGGUGGUUCUCAGUGCUCCUCCUGUGGAGCUCUCUUUCAUCCAGGAGAACUCGGGAGUGGUUGCUGUUGCAGACAUCUCGAAUCUGCCAGAACCAGUGACCUUUCGACUUCAGGAUGCAUCACCAGUUGAGGGAGACACAUGCGCCUUCUUCGAUUUGGAUAAGAACAGCUGGUCUAUGGAUGGAUUUGUUACAUUCGCAGGGGAAGCCACUUUGCCUGGUGGCACAUGGUGCGCAACGACGCAUUUAUCUUUGUUCUCCAUGGUUCAGACUGUUCCCUUUGAGAUGACCAUUCAGCCGAAGGACUAUGUUGUCGAGAACGAGAACUACAUUGUGGCUGUGUGGCUCUUGGCUCUUCUGACUUGUGCUGUUUGCAGCAUGUUCGGCACUUGGCUGUUCCUACAAGUACGUCCAGCUUCACGUGGAAGUACAAGGAUCAAGGACAAGAGAGGAACAUCGCUUGUGGUUCAGUUCACUCGCAGUGAUAUUGUGGUAGAUAAGGCCACAUCAGAGCCAAAGCCCUGGCUACGCGCCACCAGUGAGAAGACGAAGGUGCUGAUGACAUGGGAAGUGCAACCCGCCGAUGUCAUGCCGAACCUAGACAAUUUGGAGGGCCCUGCUGGAUGGGUGGCGAUGGACAUUCACAGCCCCCGCAUUGUCGAGAAGUCAAAAAGUCUGAAGGACGGGCCAUCAGUGCCAAAAGAGUUGAAGAAAGCUAAGGACCAAGAGGAGGAAUGCGAGGACAUGCUGAAUGAUGAUGUCCCCUGGGAGAUGCGGGAGGCGCCUGUCUACGAAGUUUACAAGGACCGUGAGCGGGUCAACUAUUGGUCAGCUACGCAUCAGAAGCUGAUGCCAGCUUUCGUUUCUGGCAGCGCAGCCUGGGAUUAUGAUGGGCCAUGCUACAAUGUGAUGGUUGGGCCAGCUGGGCGGCAGCAGCUAAGAGAGAAAGUGCCCUGUCAUCUCCUGUCCCGUGCCUUCCAAGAUGGCGAACCGGUCUUCUACCAGGAGGGCGACCGACAGAAGAGGAUUUGGCGCGAAGCCAUCGUUGCACAAAACAUCCAUGUGAAGGCAGUCAUUCAAGUGUGGGACCUCGUCAAAGGUGGCAAGAAGUCUGUUCCUUUUGGCAGGGUUUGCAGAAGGUAUGUGAAUCACGGCGCUGUUCUUGUCUAUCGAGGAAUUGACAAAGGAUGGCACGAAGGGGUUGUUGAUGGAGUUGAAGAUGUCAGCGACAGGAGAGAGAGCCAUGAGAGGUCCGGUUUCCUGGCGAAGUUGACCCUGUUGUGGUCGAAACCUGCUACGUCGACGCAACGAAGGAGCUUAUUCCGCAAGAUCGUUUGGCGAAUCUUUGCGGCUUGGAUUCAGGCACACAGCACAGUGAAUCGACAGGAGCGGAAUAAAUUUAAACAUGAUUUAGAACUAUAGUGUUCCCAAUUCUGGCCGAAGCCAGGUAUUCCCAGAGUGGGCACACGCGUCGAAGACGCGUGUGACCCCGUUCCAAACCAAAUGCUGACGUUUGUAGCUGCCUUCAGAUAAAGCCAAGUACCGUUUGUCUUGGGUAGCCUUAAUCCCUGCCCGGCAAGGCAAAUAGUAGUUCCCAAACAUGGGGGCUGCUUUCAAGCAUUUUUGGGCAAGCGAAUGCAACAUAUGCCUGCUGAUUGCUGCGUGAAUUUGGUCUUUGCAGAGGCCAGAGGGCCCAGCCCAGCUGCAACCUGAAUGACGGAUGCCCCGGAGCACCCAAAGC